GUCGGGUGUCUCCGUCCAUCCGCCUGACGUUCAAGUUCGUCACGUCCGUGCACUUGAACUUGCUACAGCUCAUAGGGGGGGGGGGAGGGGGGGUUGAGGGGGGGGGUGGGGGGGGGGGGGGGGGGCUUUUGCCAUUUUUUCCAUCUCUCUCCCCUCUUCUCUCUCUCCUCUCUCUCUCUCUCCAUCUACCUCUCUCUCUCUCUCUUUUUCUCCUCUGCUCUCCUUUCUCAAAAAAGAAAGCCAUGACGGCGAUCCCGCGAUCCAUCUUCGCCUCCGCGCCAUCUUUCUUGUAUUAUUUCUAAUUUAUUUUCUUUUUUUUUUUUUCUUUCAUUCUUGUGUGGAUGUCAGAGGCGUUGUUGGAUGAAGACAUUUCUUUUUUUUUGCCCCACUGGAGUCUCUCCUCUCUCCUCUCUAACCCGAUGUGAUCCGCGCUGAACGCCGCCGCAGCAGCAGCAGCAGCCUCCAGCAGACACCACCAUGUCUCGCCGCAAGCAAGGCAAACCUCAGCACUUAAGCAAACGGGAUUUUUCGCCAGCCGAGCCCCUCUCCACGGCCGUCGUCUCGUCGGAGGAGCUGUCGGAGCGCUGCUCGGAGCACUCGGAGGAGACUGGCAGCCUCAACGGGCACCACCCGGGCUCCGCCGUGGGCCGGUUGGCCCGGCUGGGUCACGAUGCUCACCCCUCUCUGGAGCAGGACCUGCUGACCUGCGGCCAGUGCCAAGCCACCUUCCCCCUGGCGGACAUCCUGCUCUUCAUAGAGCACAAGAGGAAGCGAUGCAAUGGGCCGCCCUGCCUGGCCGUGGGCCGGGGGCUGGACAAGCCCCCCUCGCCCUCCCCUGGCCUGGCCCUCACCCCGUCGCCCGCAUUUGGCUCCCUGCGCAGGCGGAGGCCUGUGGAAGUGGGUGUCCAGGCCACGCUGGCAGAUGAUGACGAUGACCGGUUCUCAUUGCCCCGGGGGAUUUGUCCCAAACAGGAGCCCCUCCCAGCGACUCCUGGUCUUUUUUUCAACUGGGAUGCAAAACAACGAGCAACACCCGUCGCUGGUGUGACUACAUCCCGUUACGAAACACACAGGCAUCGUAGCUUCAGAGAGAGAGACGUCACUACGCAACUUUUGGGUAAGGAGGAGCCGACCACCUAUACCUGCACUACAUGUAAGCAGCCGUACGGCAGCGCCUGGUUUUUGCUGCAGCAUGCUCAGAACACCCACGGCUUCCGCAUCUACCUGGAAAGUGAACACGGUAGCCCUCUCACCCCACGCAUGGGUGGGCCAUCCUCCCUGGGCGGGGGCGCAGACUGCCCUUCUCAGCCUCCUCUUCACGGCCUCCAUCUGCCUCCUGAUGCAAGCCCCUUCAACCUCCUCCGCAUCCCUAGCUCGGGCUCAGGUGGAAGGGACAGCGUCGGGAUGGGGGGUGGACUUGGUGGAAUUGGUGCCAUGGGCGCCGCUGGUGGGGGCCAUCAUCAGCGGUUCCCUCCUACGCCACCCCUCUUCAGCCCCCCUCCAAGGAACCACCUGGAUCCCCACCACCUGAGCCCAGAGGAGCUGGCGCUGGCAGCCCACCACCCGAGUGCCUUUGACAGGGUGCUGCGCCUCAAUCCCCCUCUGCCCCUGGACCCCCCUCCGACAAUGGACUUCUCGCGGCGGCUACGGGAGCUGGCGGGCAACAAUGCAGAGUCCACUCCCCCACUAUCCCCCAGCCGGCCCAGCCCCAUGCAGCGCUUGCUCCAGCCAUUCCAGACAGGAGGAGGGAACGGAAAUGGAGGAGGUGCAGGGGGCAGCAAACCUCCAUAUCUUGCCACCCCACCGCCUCUUCCAGGCUCCAUGCAGUCACCCGUGGGUUCUCAGACCACUCCUACUACCCCUCUCCCCUCAGCAGGGGCAACACCCUCCUCCACAACCCCCUUGAAAUCAAAGUGUUGUGAGUUUUGUGGCAAGGCCUUCAAGUUUCAGAGUAAUCUAAUAGUGCACCGGCGCAGCCACACAGGAGAGAAGCCGUACAAAUGUCACCUGUGCGAUCAUGCUUGUACGCAGGCUAGCAAACUGAAACGCCACAUGAAGACACAUAUGCACAAAUCCUCCUCGCCAAACGCGGGCAAGUCAGAAGACGGUCUCUCGACAGCGUCCUCUCCAGAGCCUGGCACCAGCGAGCACUUGGGCAGUGCAAGCAAUGCCCUUAAGUCAGUGGUGGCCAAGCUGAAAAGUGAGAACAACCGCAGGCUACGCGAGAACGGGGAGGAGGAGGAGGAGGAAGAGGAGGAAGAAGAAGAGGAAGAGGAGGAGGAAGAAGAGGAGGAGGAGGAGGAAGAGGAGGUAGAGGAGGAAGAAGUGCCGAACGGAGAAAGGGGAGUCAGAAGAAACAACAAUACCUAUCAUUUUGGUUUGAACCUUGAAGCAACACGACAGCAUGAAAACAACGGUGGUAUAGGAAGCCGACUGGGAGGCGUCGCCGAGGAGGGGCCCAUCCCUCGCUCACUGCCUGAGGUGAUGCAGGGGAUGGGCCUGGCCGCCAGCAUGCACCACUUCAGCGAAGCCCUCAGCGCACACAAACGAAAUGCCAUGGCCAAGGAGAACCACCUGCACCACCACCUCAACCAAGACCAUCACCACAAUCGUGAGAUAUGUGAUGGGAACUCGGUGUUGGAAACAGAUCGCGGGGAGGAGGGCUCUGUCUCGACAGUCAACGGGCGGGGAGCAUCCCCUAACGAAUCUGCCUCUGUUGGCCUCUCUAAAAAACUGCUUCUGGGUAGCCCCAGUCCACUCAGUCCUUUCUCCAAACGCAUCAAGCUGGAAAAGGAGUUUGACCUGCCCACUCCCACAAUCCCUAACACAGAGAACGUCUACUCCCAGUGGCUGGCCGGCUACGCCGCCUCCCGACAACUCAAGGACCCUUUUCUGAACUUUGGGGAUUCCAGACAAUCGCCCUUCGCCUCUUCGUCUGAGCAUUCUUCAGAGAACGGCAGUCUGCGUUUCUCGACCCCUCCGGGGGAACUGGACGGCGGGAUGUCGGGCCGCAGUGGUACAGGCAGCGGGGGCAGCACACCACACAUCGGGGGUCGGCCCGGCUCCAAGGAGAGCCGCAGGAGUGACACUUGUGAGUAUUGUGGCAAGGUGUUCAAGAACUGCAGUAACCUGACAGUGCACCGGCGCAGCCACACAGGGGAGAGACCAUACAAGUGUGACCUGUGCAAUUAUGCUUGCGCCCAGAGCUCCAAACUUACUCGCCACAUGAAGACCCAUGGUCAGGUGGGCAAAGACGUGUACAAGUGUGAAAUUUGUAAGAUGCCCUUCAGUGUCUACAGCACCUUGGAGAAACACAUGAAAAAAUGGCACAGUGACCGUCCUUUGAGUACCGAAAUAAAGUCAGAGUAGAAGGCCGAACUAUGGGACCUUUUCCCCGCAGCUAUGUCCGCCAUUAGUCCCCUGUUUAUUCCCAGCCCCUUGUAGAUUUGCCCCAAACCCCAACACUCCACUUUCGCCAGUCUGGUGGAAGCUUAAGACCAUGUGCUCUGCACCAGCACACCCCGUUUCCAUUACCCAUUGAAUGCAUGAUCUGUAUCGGGGCAAUACUCUUGCAUUGACGCAAAACUUCGAGCCUUUCUCUUGUGCAAUAAUUUACAUGUUGUGUACUAUUUUCUUUUUUGAGUUUUCCUUUUCCAUUUUUAAGAAUUAGUCAGCAUGCAUAGUAUGUUUUUGCUAAUCAAAAAAAGAAAAGAACUUGUCCCUGGUUGGUUAGUUGUUGAGUAAAUGUGUUGCUGUUUUUCUCUUGUUCUGUUUUUUCUUUUUAUUCUUCAAAAAGAGAAAAGACAAGAAAGAUACAUCCAUGCUGCAUACAUUCUGUAACACAUAUCAUGUACAGUUUUGUUUUGUGACAUGGAAAAUGAACAGUCUGUGACUUGACCCUCCUCUUACAACCCUGGAAAUGCACUCAUCCGGAUCUUUAUAAAAGACGGCAUGUUCACCGGGGGUUAAAAAAAAAAAAAAAGAAUCAAUGCAUUGGCUUGAUGACUAAACUGAAAGUAACAACAGCCUUCAAAUUUCUUUCAAAAAGACAAGGGUGUGCUAAUAAUUCAAUUUGUACUAUCAUUUGGUAGAAAAAGAAAGAGUGCCUUUGAUAUCUCAAGACUGCAUUGGCCAUAAUCUUAUCUGGUAUAAGUUUGGGGUCACAUUAGAUAAAGCUAAAAGGUUUAAGCCACCCAGGAAAGGUCCUUGCAUCAAGCACCUGACUGCUCAAAUGGACUGUGACAACUCAUGAUGAAAGCUCAGAGAGUUCUCGUCAAUCAUCAUUUAGCUACCUAUUACAUGUUCAAUAGGCUAUCUUUAAUAUGUGGAUUUCAUGGCAAGCAUGGUACAAGCAGUAUUGUGUAUAUCUGAAUUAUUUGUAGUUUUGUUUCUGGUAAGGAGGUACUUUUGAGAUAAAGGUAACCUGUAAUGUACAAUCCUGAACUUGAGGGAUACAGCGCAUGGCUGAGAGGCGUCAUGUAUCUGCGUUAGCACAAAACCUACGACGCUGUUUCGAUAUGUCAGUGUGUGGAACAAUGCAUAAAGUAAUAUAUGAGCUCCAAGUGAGGCUAACUUUAUUUGAGAGCAUUGAAAUAACUACAAACUAGACCGACAGAAAGCUACACAGAACUGGAAGCUAUACGUGCAUAUUACGGGGGAUCAGAGGCAAUCUCUUUCACUUUACAUUUCUAGUAUCAAAACAGGGUCAUUAACUUUGAAUUGCAGAGAAAAAGAAAAAGAAAGAAUUGCAAAAAAUAUCUGUACUCCAGGGCUCUUGAAAAGAGUGAAUGCGAUGAUUUUAAUCAGUAUGCAUAGGCUAAUGCAGGGCACAUUUUUUUUGUUGUUUGCUGUUGCUUUUCAACCCAAAAAGGAGAGUUUUUUUUUCCUUGUUGAGUUUCAUUCAAGCUGUUCAUCGUAUAGCACUUGUCACUCUGCCUGGGAGUAAGUACCGACAUCUCUCUCUUGCAUUUUCCCACACUGAUGCAAUGUUGGUACAUUGGUUGAGUCUAAAAGCUAGAUUGUCAUUUAUAGGACAUGAAGUGCACUGUUUCAAUUUUCCCAGUUUACAAGUUUACGCUGAAGGGGAAAACACUGUUGAAAUGCUGUCAGAUGUCGAGGGUCCCAUUGUUAAAAGCAGUAAAAGAUGAGACACAUAAUCUGUUGCCAGCAACUCCACCCUCAUGAACCUUGACCUUUGUACCCUUGCCGUUUCACCUUUGACCAUUUGUCAAUUUGUUACCCCUAGAAACCUCAGCGCUUAGGCCUGGGCUGAAAAUUCACCCUGUCGGCAAGGUCUGUAGAUAAAAAGGUUUGAUGCGAGUUACGUACGUAACCAGCGCUCCAACGCGAUCACAGAAUGGAUGCGGCUCUCAUUUGGCCACACAAGCACCAAACAUCCACAUCUUUUAAGGAGCUGUAUUGUAACUUUUAUUGUCAUCUACACCUGAAUAAUCUACAGACCUUGCUGGCUAAAACAACAAAUCUUGUUGCUCACACUGCGAGAAUCUGUUUUUGUAAAAAAUCUUCCUUUAAUUAUAGAUAUGAAAAUAAACGUUUUUGCAAAUAACACUUCACUAUCUUUUAGGGGAAACUGUAUUUAAGUUUUGUUGUCGUUUCUCUUUUCCUCAGCGUCUUGGUGGUGUUCAAGACUCCGAUCACAGUAUAUAUGAAAUGAAACAAAAAAAAAAAAGACGAAAAAACAAACAAAAAAAAAAAUUCUGUGAUGGUUUUGUAUUUUCUUUUGCCUUGGCUCUUCACAGCUCUUCAGGUUGAAAUACAAUUUGCAUUGGGGAAAGGAUUAAGAUUAUAUAUGAAUAUAUAAUAAAGAACUUAAAAUAUAGGAAAAUGCACACUCAUGUCGAUUCCUAUGCUUAAACACAUUUAUGGUCUACUUUUUCUGUAUUUCUAGAAUUGUAUUUGAAUUCAAUGUUCACUUAGAGUAGGCACUAUAGUAUUUAUAUUGAGGCUUGUAUUUUUAACUGUUGCUUGUUCUCUCUAAAAGGUAUUUACCAUACCUUUUUUUGGUAGUGGAAAAAAAAAUCCCAAGCUGCCACGGUAUAUUUUUUUAAUUUGGCAGGAUAAUAUAGUGCGAAUUAUUUGUAUGUUUAAAGAAAUAAAAGGAAAAACCCCAUAAAAAAGCAGCUAAAGUAUGUGGCAUUGGGAGGCAUCACGGGCCAUCAGAUGGCCGCCGCUCUGUUUCCUGUCCACAGAGGUGGUUGUACAUAUCUUCUUUGGUUUUUGGUUCGGACCUCCUUCCCCCCCGCUGCCAUUCUUGUAUGCAGUAAUGCAAGCUGACGUCGGCCUGUUCUGUUGUGUGCUUCUGUCUCUCUCACCCCUCCCACCUGACUACAUUCCAACAUCAAGAAGAGAGGAAAAAAAAAGAAAAAAAAACUUCAUAUGCAGUACAUGGAUUACGAAAAAAGCGUCAAAAUAAAUACAUUUAAAAAGAAA
Molecule: messenger RNA, 6450 nt
Organism: Sebastes umbrosus (honeycomb rockfish)
Lineage: Eukaryota; Metazoa; Chordata; Actinopteri; Perciformes; Sebastidae
Product: B-cell lymphoma/leukemia 11A-like
Exons: 4
Coding region: 478-3369 (963 amino acids)
Biological process (GO): regulation of transcription by RNA polymerase II; negative regulation of dendrite development
Cellular component (GO): nucleus
Molecular function (GO): RNA polymerase II cis-regulatory region sequence-specific DNA binding; DNA-binding transcription factor activity
Source: RefSeq, a predicted model, not a curated record